This is a messenger RNA of Meloidogyne enterolobii, 962 nucleotides long. NCBI's taxonomy places the organism in Eukaryota, Metazoa, Nematoda, Chromadorea, Rhabditida, Meloidogynidae. The record is from the annotation of a GenBank genome assembly.
UUGUUCACUUAUUUGCCAAAAAGAUUUUGUGCUUGAUCUACUUAAAAAUCAACCUUGUGAAAUUAUUUCUAAAUAUGAACAAACGGUUUUUUUUCAAAAAUUUUUCUAAAAAUUUCUUUCAGCUUUUUCGUGAUUUUGUCUCUUCCCACCCUUACUUACGCCUUUGCCUUGGUUCUGAUUGUGACAAAAUUAUUUUUUGUAAUACCUCAAAAGCACAUAGAGUUAUUUGCUCAAAUUGUAAUAUUAAAUUUUGUUUUAAAUGUGGAAGUGAUUACCAUGCACCAGCAAGUUGUGAAAUAAUUAAAAAAUGGUUGGUUAAAUGUGCAGAUGAUAGUGAAACUGCAAAUUAUAUAAGUGCCCAUACAAAAGAUUGCCCAAAUUGUAAUAGCUGUAUUGAAAAGAAUGGAGGAUGUAAUCAUAUGCAAUGCUCAAAAUGUAGACAUCAUUUUUGUUGGAUGUGUUUUAGAGAUUGGAAGACGCACGGAAGUGAAUAUUAUGAAUGUUCUCGUUAUAAAGAAAAUCCACAAAUUGCUCAAGAGGCUAACCAUCUUAAAGCACGCCGCGCAUUGGAACGUUAUCUACAUUAUUAUGAACGAUUCGAAAACCACCAAAAAUCUUUAAAAAUGGAAGAGGAAUUACGUUUAAGAAUAAAAACAAAAAUUGAUGAAAAAGUGCAUAAUCAUGAAGGGACUUGGAUUGAUUGGCAAUAUUUACACGAUGCUGCUACUCUCUUAACAAAGUGUCGCUAUACUUUGCAGUAUACUUAUCCGUUUGCUUAUUAUAUGGAAAGCUCUUCUAGAAAGGAACUUUUUGAGUAUCAACAAGCCCAACUUGAAAAAGAAAUUGAAGAACUUUCUUGGAAAGUAGAAAGGGCAGAGCACACAGACCGGGCUGAACUCGAAAAUCAAAUGCAUGUUGCAGAAUUAAAAAGGCGAACGUUGUUACAAGAUUUUUUCAAUUAA